UCCGAUCACAGGCACCUCGUCAAGUGACGUAGUACUCGGUUAACUUGCCUGAGUUAAUGACAGUAAAUAAUUGUACUGAAGCCGUAUAAAAACAUAGAGAGUUAUAAAUUGUUGUGAAAACCGUAUGUGCUGCAUAUUCAUGUGCGGUAAGCAUAGUUCCCCGAACAUCAAACGAAGUAAACAUAGAAUAGAAGCGAACGUCAAUCUCUUAGCUCGUAGGGAAGGAAAGAAAGAAGUUGCUGUAAUGGCUGCCAUGUCAUGGAAAUGAAGGUGCCCAGUCAAAUUUACGCUCAAGUCGUCACUAUGGAGCCUAGAAAUAGAAUGGAGUAUAAAACCAGCAGUACUUUGAUGGGUCAUGACCGUCAUGACGAACAAUUAGGUAACAUGGCAGUCGGAGCGAACACGUCCUACAAGCCUCAAAGUAGCGACGGCGGCAAUGGUGACCAAAGGCCGCAAUAUUCAAUACCAGGCAUCCUGCAUUUCAUUCAGCACGAAUGGGCCCGUUUUGAACUCGAAAGAUCCCAAUGGGAAGUCGACAGAGCUGAAUUUCAGGCUCGAAUAGCCUUUCUACAGGGUGAAAGAAAGGGACAAGAAAAUUUAAAAAAUGACUUAGUACGACGGAUAAAAAUGUUGGAAUACGUACUAAAGCAAGAAAGGGCAAAAUAUCAUAAAUUAAAGUAUGGUACCGAUCUUGUGGUACAAGGAGACAUAAAGCCACCCAUUUACGACGAGGGAAGUACUUGCGGUGGGUCUGAUGGUGGUGGAGGAGAUGGUGAGGCUCCGUUUACUUCUGUUAGCAAUAUAAGCUGGAGGCAGGGCCGACAGCUUCUGAGACAGUACUUGCAAGAAAUUGGUUACACAGACACUAUUAUAGAUGUCCGGUCAAAUAGAGUUCGGUCACUUCUUGGAUUGAAUAAUAAUACAGACUCAGAUGAUCUGAAUACACCUGCACUAAAUGGCAAUGAGUCAAACAAGAGAGCUAUCGACAAUCAAGACCGACGUCCCCCUUUUAAAAAGCGAGAGGCACAUCCAACACCUCUAGCUGAAGCUAUGAUUCUUGAUACUGAAGCUGCUGUGAUGGCAAACUUCGAGUUUCUAGCUCAUACCGAUAUCGACAUGGAAGAAGAAGAGGGAGAUGUUGAAGAAGAAAUAUACGAAUCUAAUUCAGAUACGAAGCCAAACAAAACAUCCAUGAUACUUGGAGAAGAUGUGGAUGCUGAAGCAGAAGAAGUAUUGAAUGAACUUAACCAGCUGACAGAAUCUGAGGAAUCACAAGGCGAUACUACUGAUUGGAAUUCAACAGGUAUGGGGUUCCAACAAGAUGCAAGGCGCGCUCUAUGUCCUGAUGAAGAGGGCCUAGAUUCUUCAUUGGGUUUGGGUGAAUUAGCUCAAUUAACAGUGAACAAUGAUGCUGAAGUCGCAUAUGAUAUGGCUGCAACUACAGAAGAAGCAUUCAGAAGAACAUGGAGGGCAAAAUAUACACUUCGUUCACAUUUUGAUGGUGUAAGAGCUCUGGUCUUCCAUCCCACUGAUCCUGUACUUAUCACCGCUAGUGACGAUCAUACGCUUAAAUUGUGGAAUGUCUAUAAAACUGUUCCAGCAAAAAAAUCAGCAUCAUUAGACGUGGAACCUCUAUAUACAUUCAGAUCACAUACAGGACCCGUAUUAUGUCUUGCUAUGAGUAGUUCUGGCGAACAUUGCUACAGUGGUGGUUUAGAUGGCAAUAUACACUGCUGGGCACUUCCAUCGGCCAAUAUAGAUCCUUAUGAUUCAUAUGAUCCAAGCGUCCUUAGUGGAACACUGGCAGGGCAUACUGAUGCGGUAUGGGGAUUGAGCAUGUAUCAUCCACGAUCCCAACUACUCUCUGUUAGUGCCGAUGGAUCCGUAAAACUUUGGAGUCCACAGAGCAAAGUUCCUCUUUUAAACACGUAUACUUCUGAACAAGAUGGGAUCCCUACUUCAGUUGAUUUUAUCAGAGAUGAACCAAACAAGUUAGUAGUGGCUUAUGAAAGAGUAUGUGCAGUAUUCGACACAGAAACAGCAGCUAUAGUGGCACGACUUGAAGUAAAUGGAAUUAAGGGAGUGAACCGUGUUGUUGCACAUCCGACACUACCGUUAGUUGUAGCAGCGCAUGAAGACAGACAUCUUCGGUUUUAUGACCAUCGCUCAGCUACGUUGGCCUAUGCAAUGGUGGCCCAUUUAGGUGCUGUUACGAGUCUCGCUGUUGACCCCAAUGGCCUGUAUCUACUUUCAGGAAGUCACGAUUGCAGUAUACGGUUAUGGAACAUGGAUAACAAAGCUUGUGUUCAAGAUAUAACAGCACAUCGCAAGAAGUUUGAUGAAAGUAUCCUAGACGUAGCAUUUCAUCCUUCGCGACAGUUUAUCGCUAGUGCUGGGGCUGACGCUCUUGCAAAGGUGUAUGUCUGAAUUCAGAUGCAACUUUUAUCUUUAUAGCAGAACGGUUUUGUACUCAUGUUCUUUUUAAAUAGUUUUACCUGUAUGUACCACUUCCAAUUUUAUUUUAUUUUUUAUCAAACUACCCAAUGAGAACAGUAUAAAUGUAUCAAAAUGCAUAUUCCGAUACUCAUAUUAUAGGAAAUUAUUAUCCAUCACAUUUUAUUCAAAUAAUUUAAAAUAUAAACGCUAUUUGUUGGUAAUCGUCUUAACCCUUCAACAACGGAGGACGUUCGAACAUUGCUGAAUCCUGCCGUCAAAGCGUAAUAUACACACAUAUAGACAAUUUGAUUGUAAUUAAUAUUUUAAUACCAUGGUAGUCUAUUGAUCCAGAUCAGCUGCCACAAAUCGUAGUAUUGACGUACUGCAGAUCAUGAUUGUCAGACUUGAAACAAAAAAGGAGACCAAAAUCGAACUCCACACGUUAUUUUGUAAUUAUGAAAUAAUCAAGUUUUAUGUACUUUUCUUCGGACUGAUAAAUUAAAAAAUCAAUUUCUAUCUCAAAUUCCUGGGCUGGAACUUACGUUUGAUGAUGGUCCGUUGAAUUAGCGAAGAAAGCAAACUUGUAGUCAAUCAUAUUGCUCUGUGACCUUCAAUUUUACAAGAGAGCAGAUAGUAGCAGAUGUAAUUUGCCAGACGAUCAUACGUCAUGCGAGCUUGAAGGGUUGAGCGGAUUUGCAACGUACGGAAGGAAGGGGAUCCCCUGUGUAGAAUGUAAUUAAUUAAUUAUUAGACCUAAUGUUUAGUAAAACCCCUUCCGAAUCGUAAAUCCAGGGAGCGCACUGCCGCGGUAGCAUAAUAUUUAUCCUUAUGUUAACUAUUUAUUACUGAAAUCACAGUUACUGCUGCAUAGCUACUGAGGAUUAUUAUGAUAAUAUGAUAGUGUUGUCUCAAGCUCUGCUGAAAAUCUCUCGUUACAGUCUUGUGCUACCUUCUGUAUCAGUUGAGGUCAGCAUAUGGUAAUAAUAAUGCAUAAGUUAAUUAUAAUAUUAUAGUCAUAAUAUUAUUAAUAACAAUAAAUUAUAACUGUGUGUUUCACUGUAAUAUAUUGUAUUUAACCCAUUCGCAUCUGUAAGCGCGAGCUACAAUAAUAAAUCUGAAGGAUUAUUAUCAACAAGUGAACUCUCAGUUUUUCUGGCAGUCGUAUCAAAGUUUUCAACUUAUGGAGCUCUGUGAACUUUGAAGAACUUUCGUCAAACAGUGCAUACCGAAGUGACCAAAUAAAAUCUCAAAUAAAGUACAAAUGCGUCCUUGGUGAAAAACUAAUUGGGAAUGUAGGUGAACCAUUAUUGUAUCUUCUUGAAAAAGAAUUUAUUGUAACAGGUAAUAUAUCUAUAAUACGUCAA
Molecule: messenger RNA, 3800 nt
Organism: Diprion similis
Lineage: Eukaryota; Metazoa; Arthropoda; Insecta; Hymenoptera; Diprionidae
Gene: Cka
Product: striatin
Exons: 11
Coding region: 259-2427 (722 amino acids)
Molecular function (GO): protein binding
Source: RefSeq, a predicted model, not a curated record